AUGGCUCUUGACCGAUUCAUUGCCAUAUGCAACCCUCUCAGAUAUCCCUCUCUAAUUACAAAUAGCUCUAAUUUAAAAUUGUGCACCAUUUCUUGGGUAUUUACAGUUGUAUGUAUGGUUGUAAUUGUUUACGGAGCCCUGUCUGUACCAUACUGUGGUCCAAAUAUUAUAUCCCAAUGUUAUUUUGAUCACACUUCAAUAACUAAACUUGCAUGUGCUGACAUUUCAAAGGUAAAAAGUUUAACUUUUGGUAUAGCUAUGUUCGUUCUCAUGGGUCCCUUCACUUUUAUCAUAUUCUCUUACAUAUCCAUAAUAGCAUCUGUCUCCAAAAUCUCCAGCUCAGAGGGGCGAUAUAAGACAUUUUCAACAUGCAGCCCUCAACUAAUAAUUAUAUGCCUUUAUUAUCUGCCUAGAUGUGUUGUUUACAUAUAUUUUAUGAGAGUUGAAAUCAAAGCAAAUUUUCAUAUUAUGUUGAUUAUGUGGUAUAGCUUAUUUCCUUCUGUUUUGAAUCCAAUGAUAUACUGCUUUCAAACAAAGGACAUCAAAGAUGUUCUAACCAGGAAAUUUAAAACCAGACUAAUUAUGAUUGAGUAA
Molecule: messenger RNA, 594 nt
Organism: Chanos chanos (milkfish)
Lineage: Eukaryota; Metazoa; Chordata; Actinopteri; Gonorynchiformes; Chanidae
Product: olfactory receptor 2AT4-like
Biological process (GO): G protein-coupled receptor signaling pathway
Cellular component (GO): membrane
Molecular function (GO): olfactory receptor activity
Source: RefSeq, a predicted model, not a curated record